Molecule: messenger RNA, 6382 nt
Organism: Rhinolophus ferrumequinum (greater horseshoe bat)
Lineage: Eukaryota; Metazoa; Chordata; Mammalia; Chiroptera; Rhinolophidae
Gene: C2H3orf70
Product: chromosome 2 C3orf70 homolog
Exons: 2
Coding region: 219-971 (250 amino acids)
Source: RefSeq, a predicted model, not a curated record
GCGGCAGGCCCAGCCCCCCGGUCGCAGCGCCUGGGGCGGCUCCUCUGCGAGCCUGGGACCGCCGCUUGCCCGCCGCCGCCGCCGCCACUGCCACCACGCGCUGGCGUGAUUCCCGGUCCGCGCCGCGCCCUCCCGCGUCGGCAGCCGACUCGGCUUCCUGCCCGUCCAGGCGCCGCUUCUACCGAUCUCCCGGUCUCGACUCCGCGGAGGGAGAGGAAAUGAGUGCCGCAGCAUCGCCCGCGCCCGAGCGGGCUUGGAAGAGCGAGAAAGUGGACGAAGCUCAGGCCCUGGCGCGGAGUUGCGCUGCCCGCAGACCCGACUUCCAGCCGUGCGACGGGCUCUCCAUCUGUGCCACGCACAGCCAUGGCAAGUGCUUCAAGCUGCACUGGUGCUGUCACUUAGGAUGGUGUCACUGCAAAUAUGUGUAUCAGCCCAUGACUCCUGUGGAACAGCUUCCAAGCACUGAGAUUCCCGCGAAGCCCCGGGAGCCCACCAACACCAUUCAGAUCUCCGUCUCCCUCACUGAACACUUUUUGAAAUUUGCAUCUGUCUUCCAGCCUCCCCUCCCGCCUGAUUCACCAAGGUACUGUAUGAUCUCAGACCUCUUUAUUGACAACUAUCAGGUUAAAUGUAUUAAUGGGAAGAUGUGUUACGUGCAGAAGCAGCCAGCACCACAUUCCCACAAAAUGAGUCCUGAGGAGGUCUCUGCACACGAUGCCUUAAUUUCAAAAGAGAGCAAUACACCAAAAAUAGAUCACUGCUCUUCUCCCUCAAGUUCUGAGGACUCCGGAAUCAAUGCAAUCGGGGCUCACUAUGUGGAAUCGUGUGAUGAGGACACAGAAGAAGGCGCAGAACUGAGCUCAGAGGAAGAUUACAGUCCAGAGAGCAGCUGGGAACCGGACGAGUGCACCCUUCUCUCCCCAUCGCAGUCUGAUCUGGAGGUGAUUGAAACCAUAGAAACUACCGUGUGAGUCGGGCAGGAAGCCACACCUUCUGGUCCACACCGACCGAGCUUUCCUCCUUUUGUCUGAUGGCUCCUUUUCCCAGUGCAGUUGGUAUUUUCUACCUGUCUCUAACAAUAGCAGUUCAAUGGUCUGCUGAUGAGCUUCAUUCUUAAAUUUGUCUUAUAACUAAGAUAUUCUUUUUCUUAUAAAUGGUUUUCUUUUGUAUCUUGACUCACUUUCUGUGUAGCAUCAGGUGUCAUCCAUUGUGGUGCAGCCUUAAUUUCACGGGGAACUUUGCAAACGGUAAUGUGGUGAUGAUCACAGAGUGUCGUGGGUGAGGGUGAGGAGCGACCCAGAGUGAAGGAGACAGUGUUUCCUAAAUAGCCGGUUCUUCACAGAAAACUCCUUAGCGUUCCUCUUGGCAGGCUGCUAGUCCCGGAUGGGCAUCAGCUCACGUGAGGGGAACGGAGCGUGCACUGGUGGAUGCCACUGUGUCCCUUUGCCCUUCUCCCCACCAUCUGCAUGGGUCUGGGCCAGUGUUGCCUGGCUUACUUCUAGGAAGGUACCAGAGGCCAGCUCGGCCUCUAGUUACGGCCAGUUACGGCACAACCCUCAUGAGGUGGGGCUGAGCUAGACCUUCGUUUAACAGGAGAUGACAUCUUCAAUUUCAUGCUCAAUCCAGCUUUAGCUGAGUGCCUACACUUUGCAGGGCGCUCUGGGGAUAUAGAAUGAAUAAGACCUGACUCCCCACAUGAAGGGACCCACAGUCCAAUAGGGGAGAUAACACAUGCAAGUAACAGUACCCAGCAUGCUCUGGGAACCCACAGAAGGAGAGAUGUACUUGGCUUUUACCUGGGGAACGCAUUGCAGUAUUUGAGCUGGUCUCUUAGGGAGUUCCCCCAACAUUUUCCAGCUUUUCUUAAUUGUUCUUCAAAUCUGGGGAAAACUUUUAGGAAGUUAUAUAGAUAUUAUGUUUAGGAGGCAGCCACAUCUGAUGUCUUAAGAAAAGAAACAAUAAUAGUUUUAGUUAGCAUGGAAAUGCUAAAGACAGCAGUCCUUUAGGGAUUAGGAAUGAAUCUAAUAGGUUUGAAUAAUUCUGCUUCAUUUGGUUGUAUGAAGCAUUAGAAUGGUUUAGGUGAAAAAUGGAUUAGAAUUCAGUAUGAUGCAUGGGUUUUUUUUAUGCAAAUGCAAAAGCAGUUGAAACAGUUCCCUGCUAAGUCAGAAGAAAAUAUUUUGUGUAAUAUUCACUUGACUACAGUAAUAUUCACGAUCUGUUGUACAUGUUCUCUUUUUUCACACAUGCAAAAUAGUGCAUAAUGCUUUCUUAUUUAGAUCUCUUCAGAAUUCUCCUCCUAAUCUCUGCUUAUACCAGGUGUGUUCUUGUGUGAGUUGGUUAUCUGCCACUUCUCCACAUCUGCUCUCUGUGAGGCAUAAUUAAGAAUCCAGGACAUUUAAAAUAUGGCCUAAUGCAAGUAGAACUAUCAAAGUUGGAGACAGAGAACUAUUUCUUAUAUCCUGACUAUCCGAGAGAGCACUCUCAUGGCAUUAUCUUGUGCUCUGUCAGCAUUAGGGCAUAUCUCUUCUGUGUCACAUUAGUUUGUGGUUUAAGAAAUAGAGAGAGGCCUGUUGUGUUCUUCCCCGAGGCCUCCAUUUGGCUUCUUUCACAAAUCUCUCUGGGCAGAAUCUCCUUUCCUAGUUGUAUGUGUAGUUCAAGCGGCUAGAACACUUUGUUGGGUUUAGGUGCCCAAAACAUCCAUGGGGUUUAGAAAGCAGUGUAUGUAUAUUCUUUUGAGAACAACAUUAGUUGAAACUGUCUACACUAGAUGAAAAUGUAGCAUCAAGUUCCCACUUACUGAAAUGUAAGGACUCAACAAGUGAAACCAGUAAGGUGGUGAGAGGAGCUCCAGGAGCAGCAGGGCAGAGUGCAGGGCAGGUGAGGCGGGGGUGCAGAGAGGGCCUCCCCCACCGGCCUGGCCCACCUAACCCGGGGGGCUUGGGGACAGACACCUGAUGAGCCCUGCCUCAGGUUCUUAGUGCCUCCCUCAUUGAGUGGCCAGCGGAAGGCGCGCUCAGAAGCCGUCAGUCAGCUGCUGGGCACUCAGGGCUCACAGCGCCACCUGGGCCGGGUCUGUCUGCACCUACACCCGUGGGAGGCUUACUGCAUCCCCUGGUGGGCAUACGGAGGGUCCGCUUUCUCUACGCCGUUCCUGUUAGUUCUCUAACCUGGGCCCAGAUUCCUGCCCCUUAACUAAUGGGAGUCAACCACCAGGUCUCAAAAGCCAUGCAAAUACGUGGUCACAGGGCCACGUUUCUGAAGCUGGCUGUGUCAGGGUUGGGCCCUUUGUCAAUAAGACCUGUGACUUUGCCUAGGUUCCUGUUUUUUAAACUCUUGAACUGCCAUUCAGGUUAGCCACGAUUUUCAUGGAAUUUUUGGAUUUAAUAAUGUUGAUAUCACUUUAAAUAUUUGCACAAUCUCUUUAUAAUUAAAAACUCACUAAGCUUCACUUACUGUGAUAUAUUUUAUACAAUUGGAGAUGUUCCAUUGGAUUCUAAAUAUCAGAUGCUCCUGGAUCUCAAAACAACCUUUUCUAAAUAAGCACAAGCAAGAAUUUCUUUUGUCCUAGCACUGUUAAUACUUCUCUAGAAAAUCAUAUAUGAUUGAACCAGAAUUCGUUUCUUUAUGCUUGCAUUCCAAAAACAACAGAUAAGUAUAUAAAAAUGUGUAGUUUCAAUUUAAAUUCUAGGCCUGUUCUGUUCUAUGUUAUAUACAAGAAUUUCUCUGUAAUCCUGAUAUUAUAUCGCUCAUUUCUAUAAGCAUAUUUAUAGGCACUUUAGAAAAUGUGUAAGCUGCAACAUGUAUUAUAGAUAUUGGACACAGUCAUGUUACGUAGCCUUUGGAUGAUACUUGUACACUGAGAGAUAUGAAAGCUUUAUCAUUUGGACCUGUGGUAUGCUCACGUGGAGGACAGGGUUGGGCUGUGUGGAUGGAGACUCUGCUCUCUUGGGCUUUGAUAGAAACCUGGCACCUUUCCUACUUUUUGAAAGUUGGUGUAAAAGUUAUCAGGUGGAAGAUAAAAAAAUAAGUACUGCAUGGAAUUUAGCUUUCUUAUCUAAGAUUUAUUUUAGAAUUUUCAGGUUUCAAAUGUGCUCAUAACUUUUCUGAGAAAUGACAAGCCAAUUAAAAUCCCUUGUGGCUAUACCUAAUUGGUACAUUAACAAAUAAGGCUUUAUAAUCAAAUCUAGGUUAUUUUUGUACCUUGUCAUUUUCAAGAUUUGAAAAGAGAAUUUGAGGACUAACCCUGGAAAGGGAAAACCUUUUAGUUCAAGGUGGUAUAGUACUACACAAAGUAAAACGACCAAAACAAGAACCAAACUGUGAAGGUGUUGUCCUGACAUAAGUUUUGGAUUUGAUCUAGGGUUUGAUUCUGUCUUGGGGAUGGUAGUUUUAUUGCUUAACCUUCAUUUCCUGGCCUGCUUGAAACAUCAUAAUUCUUUUGGAACUGAUCAUAACAAACUCCUUUUGUUAUGCACAUGUCUCUAUUUGGGUAGUAGGAUGCAACCAGAUAAUUUAGAAAGCUGUCAAAAUAUCAAGAUAUGUUUGGCGGUAUCAAUACUACUAGGCAAGAAAAAAAAAACUAGCAUAAGUUAAAAUAAUAUUUAUACAGUCAGCUCUUAAUUUUUCCAUUUUGUUUGCAAAAUUUUAUUGAAACGUUUUGGCGUUUUACAUGAGGAAAACAAAUUUUUAACAGUUUUCUUUCUUAUUCCUCUCUCCAGAGGAAGUAUGAGUCAGAAUUAAGGAGGCCAGUUGUAUUUUAGGCUUUUUAGAAAGUAGAUGUGACUGUGUCUCUUCCCACUGAGGAGGGGCGGGGAAAGAAGUGGGAGUUCUCUCUUUAUCAGUGCUGUCAUUCCAGGGAUUCAGUAUUUCUCACAUCCAAACAAGUACAAUGACUUUUCUCAAAAUUAAUUUUGGAAUAAUUUACCUUUUAAAAAUGUUAUGUCUCUGCUCCCUUUCAUUAUUGCGGAUAAUUGAGAGUUGACUGUAUUAGGAAAGGGCCAUGUUUCUAUUAGCGCUUUGAGUUCUUUUUCUAUUAAGAUUGAAGCAGUGCUCUCUUAAUAGACCUGUUUGAACAAGUCUGAAAGCAAAUCAUCACUAGAGGUUUUAAUAUUGAGCUUCCAUAUCACUGUGUCAUACACUUUUUAAGGCUGUUCAUACCUUUCAAUGUGCACUUACUGUGCUAUUUUUUAAACCUAUUUUAAAGUUUUAAGCAUAAUGUUGACCAUUCUGUAAUUUCCUAAAAUGAUAUUCUGUUUUCCUAUAGAAAAUUUCCUUUAUGUAUCAUACUUUAGGAAAAUACUACCUUGUAAAAUAAAUGUGAUUUUUUCCUUUUGUACCAGCACAAAUUUGGUAUUUUGGAGUUUGGAAUAUUUCGUCCCUGCAAUCCCUCCUUUAGAGAGGUUCUGUCUGAUUUUAAAAAACACAAUGUGAACUGGAUAAAACAAAAACCCACAUUUGUAAAAUGUGAAACACUUACACUGAGUGCUCACCUUGUGCCAGGAAAUGAGCAGUUUACAUCCUUAUCCCAUUUAAACUUUACAAAAGCUUGAUGAAGUGCAGGUAAAUGUUAUUAUCCAUAAUAUACGAUCAUGGUAACCCAUCAUGAUAACUCCCAGAGCCCUUUGUAAUAAGAACUUUUUUGUUGGCUACAUUAGAUUUAUACAAAUAAAACUUACAUCCCCCCACAAACAGUAUUUAUUUCACACAAAGCCACAAGCUUUGUAUUCAGUUCAGACAUGCCAUGGAAGAGCUAAGCACAGGUCCUUGGGGUGCAGUCACUCGGUCACUGAGGUCCAGGGCCCACACCUCAGUCUGGUAAAUCCAGGAGCUCAAUUUUUACAUUCGGCACACCCAGAAAAGAAUAACUUCUGGGAUUGGCUUUUAUUGAGUAACCUCAAUGGGGACUGCUAAAUACAUUCUUUUAUUAAUAAUAGUAAUCAGAUCAGUUAGUAUUACUAAUUUUAGUUCAAUAGCUACCUUACUGGUUUCUGUGAGUAAUCUUCACAGCCACCCUCCGAGGGAGAUUUCAGCAUCCCCAUUUCACAAACCAGGGAAAGAACCCAGGAAGUAAACAUUUUUGCCCUAAGUGGCACAGCUGGUAAGCAGUGGGAGUCAGGAUUUGAACCCAGUCACUUUGGUUCUAGAGCUCCGGGAUCUCGGCCCUUUGUUGGUGUUGUCCACCCUUGUAGCGCCCUUCCCACCCUCAAGGCACUUGGAGGCUGAGUCAGGAGGCUGCUUGGUGCACCUGGGAGGGCAGCAGCAGGUGUGCCACUGCUGUCUUUCACCCAGCGAACCUCCCCACCGGCGGGUGGCUGCUCUCCAGGCAGUGGGAUGAACACCCACAGGCUUCCUUCGUCUCUGCGCCUUGUCUGCCUCACACAGA